This is a messenger RNA of Biomphalaria glabrata, 2182 nucleotides long. RefSeq names its product integrator complex subunit 10-like. The coding region runs from base 24 to 2045 and encodes 673 amino acids. Gene Ontology annotation, cellular component: integrator complex. Gene Ontology annotation, molecular function: protein binding. The transcript is spliced from 17 exons. NCBI's taxonomy places the organism in Eukaryota, Metazoa, Mollusca, Gastropoda, Planorbidae. The record is from RefSeq and is a predicted model, not a curated record. Gene Ontology annotation, biological process: snRNA processing.
AACAAAAGGAAAACAAAACAAACAUGGCGAAUGCUGUAGUUGAGCAAGAACUCUCUGACAUUGAUUGGCUUGUUAUGAGAGCACGUAGUUUUCCUAAGUCAGAUCCAUUUUCAGCUAAAGCUUGGCUUAUUACGGCGAAAUCAUUAUUUCCACAAUCUUUUGUUAUUCAGUUUGAAUCUUAUCUUGUGGAAAAAAAUGCAAAGAAUGUUGAUGAAGCUGCAAGAUAUCUUCAAGACAUGCUGCAAACAUUUCCCAAUGAAUCUCGACUGUGGUUGGAAGUUCAUAGCAUACUGGAAUCUCUUCAGAAAGAAACACUGGAUCAAAAAUUGACUUUCCUUACUGAUUUGUUUGCUGCACUUCCCACCUCAACCCAGUGCUUGAUGGUGUUGCGGGUCUCGGAAACUAUAUCAGAUGUUUUGGAGAGGUGUCAACUGUUACUGUUGGCAAUGAAAAAAUUCCCCAAUCUAGUUCAGGAACAUGGGCUUAAGCUUGUUGAAAUGUUGGUCAAAGAAGAAACCAAUUCAGGCAUAGUCAAUAACCCAGUUAAUUGUUACAGGAAACUUCUUGUGUGUGAUGUGAUGCCUCUGGUACUUCAGAAGGGAGGUCACUUGGAAGUGAAUAUGUUCCACCUGUACGUUUGGCUUCAGAGAGCAACAGAGUUUUAUGUAAGCUAUGUCUCACAGCCACAUAACCAUGAGCCCACUUCAGAAGCAGAGACUUCUAAAUCCAGAGGACUUACAGGUUUAUCAGAAGCAGAGAUGCAAGUUACAGAUCCUUGGGGAAAUCUUCUUCGUCUUCUCUUGUUAAUUGGUCAACGAUUGAAGUGGGACAUGGAGCUGGAUCUUGUGAACAAAACAAAAGAUUGUCAGAUACAGUCCUUACAACAUCAGCUAAUGAGAAUAAAAUCUCACGGAUCUGAUGCCAAUAGCAAACAGAUUUUACAUACAGCCAUGGUUUUAUUUGUUCAUGCCAUGGUGAAUUAUGUCAGCAACCUUGAUGCUGAGUCAUCUUUAGCAGGUUCAGCACAUUUGGUACCAAUAGUUUUAGUUGAAGGACUUAGCUCAAGGUCUAACUCUUCCUCCAUCAAUAAAAGUAAAAAACCUAAGCUGGACUGUACGUAUCCAACUAUAGAGACGUCUCCCAACAUAAUCUCUUCAGCUUUUGUUCUUCAAUCCUUUGAAACUGCUGUCAGGUGUUAUGAAAUACUCAAUUCUACAGAAGAAAUGAAAUUUGAAUUUUACAAUUUGUGUCAAAAUUGGAGGAAAGAAACCAAAACCAUGUUAUUAUAUUUUCAAAUUGACAUGGCCAUAUAUCAGGCAAACUAUGAAGAAGCCAUUACAUUAUUAUUGCAAUUACCAGUUACAGCAAAUCCAAAGAUGAAGGUAAGAAAUAACCUUCAAUUGGCCUGCUGUUAUUUUUAUCACAAGCAAUAUUCAAAAGCUGUGGAGCUUAUUCUAGAUUUGUUGGAAGCCAUUCCAUUAACAGCUGCAACUUCAUCUGCCUGGUUUCAAGGGGAUAGUGCUGAGGACAAAUCUGACUCAGCACACAGUCUGUUUAUGUUACAAUGUGUGGACUCAGAGAUCAUCCCUUACUGCAUUCAAUUUCUCAUUACUGGUCUUAAGGAGAGGACAUUGUCUCCCCUUAAAACGGAUUCCCUGUUAGCACAUCUCAUCAUACUGCUGCAAUAUGAUUGGCCAAAAGGAGAGUUCCUCUUUUGUGAAGUCAUCUCUAUUAUUAAGAAACAAGGCAGCUUCACUUACAAUUCUUUUUUUUCAUAUGUGCACCAAGUGGAUAUUUUGGAAGAAUUUGCAUUUUUAGAAACAGGGGUAGGAGGCUUGGUGAAUCUAGAUAUUAUGCCAAACAGCACAAAAGUAUUAGCACAACAAAGAACAGUAACUCGAGGUGUCAACAAAGGUGUUAAGGAAGACUUUAAAGCUACAUUAGAAAAACAAGUGGCUUCUGUCAUGGAGCCAAAUCACAUUCUGCUGCAUAGAUUUCUUAAAGAAGAAAGAACUGAAAUUUUAAAUAAUUUUGUAGGAAGCUAGACUUUAUUUACUUUUAGUGAGACUUCAAGUAACAUGGAAUAGAAGUUAGCCUCCAUUAUUUGUUUUUGUAAUCAAAUAUAUUGUCAUGAAUGAUACUGAACAGAAUAUUAAAUUUGUUAUUUUGUCAAAACUUUGAA